Labrus bergylta (ballan wrasse) is the source of this 7591-nucleotide messenger RNA. RefSeq names its product zinc finger homeobox 2 (gene zfhx2). Gene Ontology annotation, cellular component: nucleus. NCBI's taxonomy places the organism in Eukaryota, Metazoa, Chordata, Actinopteri, Labriformes, Labridae. The record is from RefSeq and is a predicted model, not a curated record. Gene Ontology annotation, biological process: regulation of transcription by RNA polymerase II. Gene Ontology annotation, molecular function: RNA polymerase II cis-regulatory region sequence-specific DNA binding; zinc ion binding; DNA-binding transcription factor activity, RNA polymerase II-specific.
CAUCUGUAAACGGAGCCCCACGUUCAUUAAUUAAAUGGCUUUAGUCCGGCUAGGCCUCAAUUUGCGCUGUUGAGCAGCAGGCGGCGGGCGGUGCAACACUACAUGCCCGGUUUGCAGCCCACAAUCAGAGGGGAGGAGUCUGGAGAGACAGUAGGCAGUGAAAGCAAUCGGGAGGCCGAGUGGCUGUGCCCCCUGUGCCAAAAAGGACAAAUUGACAGAUCUUCCCUGUCUCUUCAUCUCACUGAGCAACACAGUGUGCUUCAAUCCUGUGUUGACAGACUGCUGGACAUUGCUGUUCUGAAACAGGCCACCAAGGGAGGAGAAGAAAAGUAUGCACCCAAGUUUGCAGAUGCUGCAUCCUCACAACUGAAGAACACCGAAGACGUCACUUCAGACCUCUGCCAAUCUGGUGAGAGUGCAGACGCUACCCAGAUGCUUGGAGACACAGAGAUGGAGGAAGAGAGAAUAAUAGAACAGGAGGGAGGUGAAGCUGAACUAGGGCCAGAAGAAGAGGGAAAUCCACCUAAAAGAGCCAAACAGCAAAAUGCAACUGGAAACACGGAAAUCCCAGACCCCAGUGAAAAGUCAGUUGGUAAAAAUGGUGCUGAGAAUAACUCCCGGUUCAAAUGCAAUGCUUGCCUGGAAACGUUUUCCAGCAGAACUGCUUUGAGUGUGCAUUACAACUCUGCAGCCCAUAUUCAGAGGAUGACAACAGGCUCUUCAAAACAAGCCAGUGAAAAUGAGACUCAUGCACUCUCAGUUCCUGUCCUGUCUCGGCCAUAUAUAUCAAACAAACCCUACCAGUGUGCUGUAUGUCGAGUCUCUUACAAUCAUGCCAUCACCCUGGAGAGCCAUAUGAAAUCUGUCUUGCACCAGUCCCGCAGCAGAAAUGCUGGCAUUGUUGCAAAUGCUGCAAACAACGCAGUAGCCACUGCAAGUCUGGGAGGUAGCACCACAACUGUAGUGACCACGUCUGGAAGUGGAACUAGCCAGUUAGUCAACACCACCAACUGUGCUGCUCCUGGGACACUGAUGGUGACUGCGGCAUCAGACAGAGAGCAGCUCCCAACUUCCCAAGUUGCUCCCUCCCUACUUACCUCCCCUGUGGCCUCAGCUCAGGCGGUUUCAGCAUUUCUCACCCUACUCACAUCUAGUCCAAGCACCCUCUCACACUCCCUCCUUCCUUCCCUCUUUGCGGCCGGUGCUGCUCCUGGUGCCACCGUGCCUCAGCUUGUGCCUCAGCCUCAAAUGGUCUUGCCCUUGAUCUUAAAUGGGCUCCAAGCCCAAACCCAGCAGCAUCAAGAAAACCAGCAAGGCCAGCUCCUUACCCAGUGUGUGCCAUUUGUAGGUCUCAGUACAGCCCAGCAAGCUCUUCUAACCCAAAGACUUAACAGCUUACAGAACCAGUGGCCAUCUGCAGGAGUCCCAACAAACACACAGCACUGCCUUGAAGGGCAAAACGAGACUAUGAAGACUAAGAAAGAACAAGAAACGCAGGAGAUGGAUGGGACAGCUGAAGAGAAGGUCUCAGAUCAGACCAAGGACAAGAAGAACUGUACUACAGAGAAGGAUGAUGAGGUUAAAGAAUUUGCACAGUGUCCUAAUAAAGAAAGCAAAGUAAAGGUUGAGAAUGAUGAUGACCAGAAAGCACAUAUGGAUAGCACAACAGAUGGUGAAACUUCAACUAAUCAGUUGGACCUGGAAGGUGAUAAAGCAGCUUGCCUCAACCUCUCCCCGGUGGAAACAGAGAGGAGCCUCCGGAAUAAGAACCUCUCGCCUUCUGCAUCAGUGCCCAGCAACUCAAGCCUCAGUCCAAUACAUUUAAACCUUACACUUAGCCCUGAUUCUACUCCUCAAAAAUCCCAAUCUAGCACUAGCCCUUGUGGCUCUCUUGGAACCCCAAAAUCCAGCCCAAGUACAAAUGCCUUAACCAACAAACAAACCCGACCCCAUUGUUAUACAAAGGGAUCCAUGUAUAUAGACCUUCCAACACUGACAGAGUUCCAGAUGGAAGUUCUUUGGGCAUUCUUUGAAUCACGUAGUGAGGCUGAUGCUGCAAGUCCACCACAUGAGGACUGUGAGGCCCUUGGUCGAGAGGUUGGGUUGUCUGAGGAAGAGGUACGUAGGUGGUUGAGCCAGGCCCGAAAUGCUAAACAGAAACAGAGAGAGACAGAGAAUCUACAAGGUUUGGCAGGACUUAUGAGGCAUGCCCAAAGUUCUGACAAUGACUUUGAUGACGAAGAAAGGUCACUGGUUAUUGCAGAAGGCGAGGAUGAUGCUGAAGCAUCUGGUAGUCAGGCAAUAGACUUGUCCAGUACACGAGGCAAACAUAGACAUAGAUAUUUGGGAAGGGAGGGUCAGGGAGAUUCCUGUCUAACGUCCGACUCAGAAAACGAGGUAUAUACCUCUGUCAUUGUGUCUGAUGAGGAAAGUCAGAAUGGGUCGGCAAGGGAGGGUCCUGAAAGCCCAGUUAAAGAUGAAGCUCAGUGGGAGGUCCAUAGUAAUAAGGGGUCAGUUGGAGGAAAGGUCCUUCGCUCCACUACAGUUUUUCUCUCUGAUGCAGAGGAUGAAUAUGAAGAUGAAGAAGGAGAAGGGGAUCAGAGGUCCCAGAGGAAAAAGCGGAAGGGGGAGUUUGAGCAUGAUGAGGUGGAGGUUAAAAAGGAAAGACAGGACCCGGAUGUUGAUCUGGAGUUGGAGGCCCAAGCAGAUCCUCCAAAUUCCCUCUCCCACACCAUGGACCACACUGAGAUCCAAUCUAUUGGUAUCCACUCACUUCCACUGUCCCUUGCUCCCUUUUCUGCCCAGUUCCUCAGCCCCUAUGUCCUCUCGCUUGCUCCUUCAAUGGUUGGAGAUAGGAGCAAGACACCGAUCUUUUCGAACCCACCAACUAUCACACGCUUCUCCAGUUCUCUUCUUUCGCAGUCUUUUUCCUCCAACAACCAAACUUCUCACUACUUGUCUAAUGGUGGUGACUGUGAGUCAGCUCUGGAUCUCAGUAUAGGGAAAAACAACUCAAAAUAUGCUUCCUCCUCAUCCUCUCUGGCUGACAAAAUUGCAGCACAAAAGGGACAGUUGCUUGAUGGACUUGGCCUAAGGCCUACAUCUAAAGGUCUGGUAGUUGUCCAGGUGAAGCCAGAAUCUAUUAAUGCCAUGUCCUCCUCUAACAGCAGUAUGACUCUAGUUAACUGCAACAACAUGACAAAGUCUAGUAUUUACAUGAGAGCAGCAGAGAAAAUGAAUGCUACACUAUUGGAAAGAGAGCGAGAAAAGGAGAGAGAGAAGGAGAGGGAGCAGGAGCAGCAGCAGAGGAAGUCAAAAGGAAAAAGGUAUCGGGAUAUGCGACGUUCAAGAACCAUCAUUCAAGCUGAACAACUUGACAUUCUGUAUGGCUGCUAUUUCAAGGACCCAAACCCUGGGAAACAUGAGUUUGAACAGAUUUCAGAGUGGGUGCACCUUCCAAAGAAGGUUGUUCAGAUUUGGUUCCAGAACAUGAGGGCAAGAGAACGUAAAGGUGAGGUCCGAUUCAUCAGUGAUGGGACCCUAGCAGCAGUUGGCAAACCUCUUAUUAAGUUUACCUGGCCUCUUUCCAAACCGAUAUUCUCGAACAAGCCACCUCAAAAUAAUACUGGUUGCAUCACAACAACACCAAUUGUGCGCACACUCAUUAAGACAGAAAGAGAGCCUGUGAAGGAGCUGGGCAAACCUGCUACGCUGAAAAAAAUAGCCCCAGUCCCCAUCAAGCCAAAGGAAAUUGUGUCUUCUACCACAGUCUCUUCUGUGAGCAGCAGUGCGUGUGCAGUGCCAAAGACCAAACUUGAAACCACCAGCAAUGCCACUAUGGUCAAAGUUGCACCAAAAGUCAGCGCCCCCUGUCCUUUUAGCAUCACCCAAGGACCCAAUCCCCAUUGCACCAAGACCUGCCCAGAAAAGAAAGGUAGAAGAGGAGAGUGAGGAAGAAAAGACUGAUGAGGAGAGAGACGAUGAAGAUGAGAUGGGUCCUGGACCAGGGACCACCAACCGUAUGGUGCCCAAACUGCCCACAACACCCAUCAAUAAUAGGCCAAAUGCUUCAAAUGUGGUCACACAAAAACAUAAUGGGCUCAACUACUGGACCUCCAAAGCCCCAAUUAAGAUCAACACUAUUUCAAGAGAACAACUGGCUCUCCCCACACACACACCUCCUCGUACCAUCCCCCCUCCUCCCACCCCCAGCAUUGCGCCAGUCAGCCCAAAUACCCCAUGCUCUGGCAAAGUGGCCAUCCCCCCCACCCCCGUCAUAUCUAAACCAAGCCCAUCUGAAAGCAGCUUUCUUCCCCAUUCAUCUAGCCGCAGACCACGCACACACCUGUCCUGCCUACAGCUGUCCAUUCUGCAGUCCUGUUAUGAGACCUGUGCCCACCCUAAUGCCAUGGAGUGUGAGGCCAUCGGCAAUGAGCUCAAUCUGCCGCUCAAGGUGGUUCAGAUUUGGUUCCAAAACACCAGAGCCAAGGAGAAGCGCUGGAGGCUGCAGCAAGAGAAAAUUUCUCCUCUGUCAGGUGGGAAGGUGGACAUGAGUUCAGGAAGUUACCUGCAGUACAACGCUCUCAAAGCAAAUCGGCCCAUCCUGCCCAAACCGGUUCAGCUGACAGUUAAUGACACUCCAGCUUCCCCAGUGGCCGGCCAGACAGUGCAAAAGGAGACCCUGACAGGCCGCUGUGAAGCCUGCAAUGUCUCAUUUGAAUCUCGAGCUGCAGCGAGGGCCCAUGUCUUCUCCUCACGUCAUCUGGCAACCCUGAGAACAACAAAUUUUGGCCAACCCUCAACGCUUGUCAACAAGAAUGGAACGAGUAAUGGUGGACCUGGCAGUGCUGUGCAAGGAUCACAGGUCUCUCAUUCUACUCCAGUGUCAAGUACUGGUUCUAGUUCCAUAGGGGAGAUGGUUAUUGAGGCACCUACACCGAAAGCUACCAGCAGCUAGAGAAUCAGAUCGGGAUGGGUCUGCACACUGACAUUCUUGGGCCCAUUUGGGAUCCUAGAUUUUAAUAAAUAAAUUUGAGCACUAAUCCUCAAAAACUAACGUUUUGGGUUUUUGAAGUUGGCUCCCACUGCAUCCGCUGUCUCUUGCUCAACCUUCACUGAACUACGUUGCUCUAGAUCCGCCUGGUAUCUAAUACAACCGCAGACUGUUUCCAUGCUGCAUCACACUUUGAGUUGCCGUUUCAAAAGUGAUGAACACAUCUCUAGUCUCCCUCAAUCCUCACACCACUUUAUCCAAACGUUUUUGGUCCCAAGUCUGUGGUUAUAUAUUACUUCAUUGAACUUCCUAUAAUUUGUUACGACAUUUAACUUGCCAUGCUUGAACUGUUCGCAUUGGUGUUUCCUCUUUGGAAGUGGCAAUUUGACAGUAUGCCUGGAAACACCUUUUGGGAUAAUAACAUGAAAUACUUGCAUUAAUGACUCCCAGAUUGCUCCUGUGGAAUUGUUUUCUCAUGCCUACUCACUUUUAGGGAGAAAAAUGCUUGGAAAAAAAAAAACUGGACUGAACUGUUGGGAGAGGAUGAACUGGUCUGGACUGUCACCUUUUUACUUUGCUACAAGAGCUUGAUUUGAAGAGUGUAGUGUCUACUUAUUUUGGGAUAUGAGAAAAGGUACUUGAUAGAGAACAGGGCUGUUGACUUGUCCCCAUUUACAUGUUGAUAGUUUUCAUGACAAUCCAAAUACACAGGGCAAAAAGAGAGGCUGAGGGAACAGUCUUGGCAUACUGCACUUUGACACAUUUUACAUAGUUUGAAAUGUUUUAAGCAUUCUAAUGCAAGUGUCUUUUUAUGAAAAGAUACAUUAAUGCAUGUUGGAUGCCUUAAUAUAAAUCACGUGAAAUAAAUUGGUUUUUGCUAUUCUAAUGAGACAUGUUUUAGAUGUGAGCGUAAUGUGCGAGAGGCAGGCCUGGGUAUUAAAAUGAAGAGUUUGUUCCAAAAUGCUUUCAUAUCCACCAUGGGGGGAAAUAACUGAAUGUCAUAUUCUUUUUAGAUUAUGGCAAAUCCUGUCUGUUGUCAGCAUUCUCCUGGCCAAGGACUAUAAUUACCAACUAUCUUGUUUUUACAACAAAUUUCUUUGAUCCUGUGGAUUUUACUUUCUCUUUCGAUGGUGAAUAUGUCAUUUUGAAAUGCAACUCUUCAAAGCUAUUAGGGGUAAAAAAAUGUGGUUUUGCCUAUUGUUGGUGUGUGAUAUAUGAGCGCCUUAAAAAGAAACACCACCAGGUUUAUAAAUUAAUGCCCAGGUGAUAACCAGUAAUGUUGGUGAAUAAAUUUUAUCCUCAUCUGGCCCAGAGGGUCAGAUGAAUUUAAUACAUUUACAGUUUUCUUGUUCAUGAAUACUGUGCAAAACAGAAAACUGAAGAAUUCCUUAUAUAAUUCAAUAUUUAUACAAAUGACAAUGUAAGCAAUUAAACUGGUUUAAAAGAUUUUAUUUAGGUCAGCAGCCAAGUCUCUUGAAAUACUGAGAGAACAGAGCUUGAAAUUGGCUGUUCUCUACUUUUUCCUCUUUUUUUUUUUUUUUUUUUUUUUUCAGUUUUGAUACAGAGUUACUAGUUCAAUCAAUGUAUGUGCUGUGAAAUUAGAUCUAAUAUCUGGAAACCAUCAAAAGGGAGUAAGUUGGGUAUUACUAGCAUCCUCAAGGGACUUGUGAAUACUCAAAUCUUUGCAGCAAAUUAGAAAACAUUAAAUGUGUUGACUGAGAGCUAAUAAGAUGGUGCUGUGCUGAAGGACACGUAACAUACUAAAGAUGUAUUCCUUCAAUUUAAGUUGUAUAUUAAUGUUACUAUUGAUAGUUUUAACUAAAUGCAAAACUAAAACCUGAACUUUUGUAAAGAAAUAUAUAAAAUAACUGAUAUUCCAAAGUUAUCCUCCCUUUGCUUUCUGUCAUUCAAAUACCAAAAAGCAAUCUUGAGGUCGACAGAGAGCAGGUGAGGUGUUUGUUAAUGCAAACUGUAGAACAUCCCACGGCUUGACACUUGCACUAGUCCACAAUUUUUGCACAAGCUACAGACAUUUCAAAAUGAACACAGCCAUUUACACAAUUUAAAGAGUCACUUGGUGGGGUUUCUGAAACAAGGACGGUGACAGUGUCCUUUCCUGAGUAAUAAUUUGUACUCCUGAUAGAACUGUUUCUUGUGUGUAAAGCGAGGACUGAAGUGCUUUAACUUCAAGACUGGGAUUACACACACACACACGCACACACACAGACAUGGUGUUGCACUGUCCAAACUAGCUAGGUUUUUAUGGAGAUUUGCUUUUUAUUCCUGUAUGUUUCAUUGUCACUUUGAUUAUCACUCUUGUUAUUAUAGUACUACUACUUAUACAAUUUAUCAUUACUACUCAUCACUGUUUUUGAUUAUUAUUGAUCAAUAAUGGUUUUAAAUGCCACCUCUCUGCUCAAAAACAGUAUGAUAUUCCUCUGAAUAUUGAACUAUAAUAGUGGCAGUGUUGUUAUAAAUCGUUAGACUUUUGAUUAAGCGUUUUUUUUCCUCCUCACUUGUACCUGCCUUUUUGUGUUUGGUCUCCAUUAUGCUUUCUUUGAUAUACAGAAAAAGAAAUAAAAUCAGUUGAACGACAAA